AUGCCUAAAAGAAAAUCAAGAUCAGAAGAGGAGCGUUGGAUGAAGAAAAUUAGGAAAUAUGAAGCAAAAUUAAGACGCAAUUCUUCACGAAUAACUUAUUCAAGUGAUGAGGAGUUUUUACAAGAUGAACCGCCGCCGCCUCCGCAAAAUCUACAAAACGCGGGGCUAGAUGAACAAUUGGGUGUAUCAGCCGAGGCCCCGGAGGAUCCUCCCGGACCACGGGAUCCGGAACCGGUACCUGGACCCUCGUCAGCGUCGCUUCCGGUGGAACCAGCGCCAGGAGCCUCGUCAGCACCGGAGCCGUUGGAACCUGUCGUGCAAGCCGAGGCUACCCCUGCACCAGAACAGAUCGAACCCGAGCUGAUCGAUCCGGAGUUACUUCAGGCUUUAGGCCCCUUCGAGUUCGACUUCUCAUUUAAGCUGGAGGGGCCCACCGCCCUGUUAUUUUCAGCGCAAUGCAAGAACGCCGCUGAACCGCAGCGGUUGGCCGCGAGCCGCCCCGCCCCCGCAGAUGUCGGCGCCGCCAUCGACCACGUCGCGCGCGGCGCCCGCGCCGCGUUAUCCCCAUUACACGGCGCUCGCAUUGCGCCGACGCUAGACGUCGAGAGAGAUUCAUCCAAUACAUCAACGCCUUUCCCUGGCUGCAAGUAA
Cydia amplana is the source of this 651-nucleotide messenger RNA. Its product is annotated as nematocyst expressed protein 3-like. Bases 1 to 651 code for a protein of 216 amino acids. NCBI's taxonomy places the organism in Eukaryota, Metazoa, Arthropoda, Insecta, Lepidoptera, Tortricidae. The transcript has 3 exons. The record is from RefSeq and is a predicted model, not a curated record.